GUGAGCUUCACGCCGCUAGAUGACCGAUCUCCUCCCGGUAGAAGCACGGGUGCCCCGCCGUUCUCCGGUAACUAGUCGCUCUCAACUCUCGGGCGGAUGAACCGAGCCCACCGGAGACCAGACGCCCGCUGCCGCCGGUAACCGGCUCCGUUCGCCCGGUGUUCCGGUAGUUUUCUAGGGUCCAGAAACAUUUUUACCCCGCAGCCUCUCCCGGUGCAGCGACACGGUAACCGGACCACACACGCAAACGUAAAGCAGCAGCAACUUGUUGCCGGUUGCCGGUUGCCGGAGCCUCAGGGAGGAUGCACGGAGCCGCGGUGCUGCUGCUGCUGCUCAGCGGCCGCGCCGCGUUCACGGCCGCCAUGUCCCUGAACGCACCGCGGGACCGGACCGCCGUGACAGGUGUAGACAGACGGCAGCGCCCCCUGCUGGAGAAAACACGUCCCUUUGUCCUGGUGGGCGGAAAGAGGAGGAGCCUCGCCGAAGCUCUGCAGGACGGCCACCCGGACCGGCUGCAGUGCGGACUGGAGGUGGGGGGGCGUCUCUUCCUGCUGGACCUGGAGAAGAACCACGACCUGCUUCCCAAACCGCCCAACGUCUUCUACUACCUGCCCAACGGCACCGGGGUGUCUCUGAGCACCGAUCCCGUGACUCACUGUUAUUACCACGGAAACGUCAGAGGAUUCCCUCAGUCCAGAGUGGCUCUGAGCACCUGCUCCGGUCUGCGCGGCCUCAUCGCCUUCAACGCCACUGUGAGCUUUGAGCUGCAGCCCCAGGAGGAGCCCCACCAGCAGGGGGGGGAGGAGGGGGGGGACGGGAGCGGAGGAGGAGGAGCAGGAGCUGGAGCAGGAGGAGGAGCAGGAGGAGCAGGAGGCGUGCACCUGCUGUUCUCCACCAGCCCUCUAGAGGGUGACAGCGCCGGAGGCUGUGGGGUCUCUCACGCUGCUGUGCCCCCGCUCCACAGCUCCACCCACACACACCGGAGGAGGCGGGACAUCCUGUCUGAGACCAAAUACAUCGAGCUGGUGCUGGUGGCCGAUCACCAGGAGUUUCUGAACUACCAGAAGAACAAUAAAACCAUCAUCUACCGCAUGCUGGACGUGGCCAAUCAGGUGGACUGGUUCUACCGGCCUCUGAACGUCCGCGUGGCGCUGACCGGUCUGGAGAUCUGGAGCGACCGGGACAAGAUCCGGGUGGAGAAGAGUCCCACGGAGACCCUGAACCACUUCCUGGAGUGGAGGACCAGGGAGCUGCUGCCCCGCCUCCGCCACGACAACGCCCAGCUCGUCAUGGGCGGCUCCUUCGACGGCACCACGGUGGGAAUGGCGUCGCAGUCGUCCAUGUGCUCCAGAGACCGGUCUGGAGGAGUCAACGUGGACCACCUGGUCAGCGUGCUGGGCGUGGCCUCCACUGUUGCUCAUGAGCUCGGUCAUAACUUGGGGAUGAGUCACGACACCGCCGAGCGCCGCUGCUCCUGUCAGAACGAACGGCGGCUCGGAGGAUGCAUCAUGGAGCCUUCAACCGGCUUCCUGCCCGGGCAGCAGUUCAGCAGCUGCAGCGCUGCAGACCUGUCCGUCAGCCUGCUGCACGGCGGCGGCAUGUGUCUGUUCAACGUGCCGCCGCCGGACCGCCUGCUGGGAGGACCUCGCUGUGGGAACCUGUACGUGGAGACGGGGGAGCAGUGUGACUGUGGGCUGCUGGAGGAGUGUGAGGACCUCUGCUGUAACGCCUCCACCUGUCGGCUUGUUGCUGGAGCGCAGUGUUCAUCAGACGGCAUCUGUUGUCAUGACUGCAAGCUCCGGGCUGCUGGUUCGGUGUGUCGUGAUUCGCUGGGAGAGUGCGACCUCCCAGAGUUCUGCACAGGCUCCUCCCCCUACUGCCCCCCCAACGUCUUCCUGCAGAACGGGGAGCUCUGCGAGGACGACGCCUCCUACUGCUACGAAGGGGUCUGUGCCAGCAUGCACACCCAGUGCCAGAUGCUGUGGGGACCCAAUGCCACCAGAGCUCCAGCUGUUUGUUUCUCAUCCGUCAACAAACAAGGAAACAAAUAUGGAAACUGUGGUCAGCUGACCAACGGCUCCUACAUCCCCUGUGGGAACUCUGACGUCCACUGUGGGCGGAUCCAGUGUCGAGGGGGGAGGGAGCGCCCCCUGCUGGGCACCAACGCAGAGAUCCUCACCACCAAGGUGCGCUUCAACCACAGCGACCUGGUCUGCAGAGGAACCUUCUUCCACCUGGGAGACGACGUGUCAGAUCCCGCCACCGUGGCCCAGGGCACCGCCUGCAGCGCCGGGAAGGCCUGUUUGAACCAGAAGUGUCAGGACGCGUCCGUGUUCGGGGUGGAGGACUGUCACAGGAAGUGCAACGGUCACGGGGUGUGCAACAGUAACCAGAACUGUCACUGUGAGGUGGGCUGGGCUCCACCUGACUGCAGGUACUCGGGUCACGGAGGCAGCGUGGACAGCGGACCGGCCCGAGCUGGUGGAGGCUCCGACCCGGUCAGAGUGGCUCUGCUCGUCAUCUUCCUCUUCAUCCUGCCCGUGGUGCUCCUCUUCCUCACUCUGCGCUUCCCGCGCUUCCGUCAGAAGUUCUUUUGUCUGGGAGCCGCCAGCCGAGUGCACAAGAGCCGGACGCCGGUGACGGAGCGAGUGGACGACCGGAACGGAGAGCAGGUCCGACCUCUGAGGUACCACCUGAACCCGCCCACCGACCUCCCGCUGACUCCGCCCACCAAGGAGGUUCAUGACAGACCUGCUCCUCCCACUAAGCCACUCCCCCCCGACCCCGCCUUAAAACCCCCGCUGCAGCUGCUGGGGAGUCGACCAGCUCCACCCAACAAGCCCCUCCCCCCCGACCCCCUCACACCUGGACAGGCUCCUGUUCCAUCCAAACCGGUGGUGGCCAUGAAGCCCCGCCUCCUGCCCCCGCCCCUCCACCCCGGCUACACCGGCGCCACAAAAGCGCCACAGCACAGAGCCAUCGCCCCGGCAACCGGUCGCACCAGACGACUUCCUGUUGUACCCACAAACCCUCAGAAAGUGGACCUGUGUCUUUAACUGAUGAUGAUGAAGAUGAUGAAGAUGACUUCAGACCCACUUUGCACUCAGUUGUCGGAUUCUUUUUUCAUCCUUCAGGAUCUCAGACUGUAAAUACAUGUUAAAGUGCCUUGCUCAGCAGCACCGGCAGUCGUAGUGCGGACACCCGGGAAUCGAACCUCUGACCGACGGCUGUGAUAUGUUCAGCGGCCCCAUCGAGGGUUCAGUGCCUUGCUCAAGGACCCAGAAAGACCCUCUAAUGCAGGACCCUCUACUGCUGGACCCUCUACUACAAGACCCUCUACUGCAAAAGUCUCUACUCCAGGACCCUCUACAGCAGGACCCUCUACAGCAGGACCCUCUACUGCAGGACCAUCUACUCCAAGACCCUCUACUACAAGACCCUCUACUGCAAAAGUCUCUACUCCAGGACCCUCUACAGCAGGACCCUCUACUGCUGGACCCUCUACUACAAGACCCUCUACUGCAAAAGUCUCUACUCCAGGACCCUCUACCACAAGACCCUUUCCUUGAGGACCAUCUACAGGACCAUCUACUGGACCUUCUACAGGACCCUUUCCUUGAGGACCCUCUACAGUAUCCUUUCCUUGAGGACUCUCUACUGGACCCUCUACAGGACCCUUUCCUUGAGGACCCUCUAUUGGACCCUUUCCUUCCGGACCCUUUCCUUGAAGACCCUCUUCAGGACCCUUUCCUUGAGGACCCUCUUCAGGACCCUUUCCUUGAGGACCCUCUUCAGGAUCCUUUCCUUGAAGACCCUCUUCAGUACCCUUUCCUUGAGGACCCUCUUCAGGAUCCUUUCCUUGAAGACCCUCUUCAGUACCCUUUCCUUGAGGACCCUCUUCAGUACCCUUUCCUUGAGGACCCUCUUCAGGAUCCUUUCCUUGAAGACCCUCUUCAGUACCCUUUCCUUGAGGACCCUCUUCAGGAUCCUUUCCUUGAGCAGUUUAUUAUUUAUAGUCUUCUAGUUCUCAAUAAGUUCUUAAAGGGUUUGAACUAAGGACUCUAGACCUGUGAGGGUCCAGACCUGAAGGACUAAAGGCUGUUCGCGAUGUGACAGUUUGAGAAGUGGGAAUAUUCAUAUUGUUUUGAAAAUAUGACUAUCAUAUAAACGCGAUAUAUUAUAUACUAUAUAGACUAUAUUUUUGUGAAAAAUAUGACUGUUUUGAAAUAUUAUGAUUUUAGUUUUUGAAUAUUAUGGACUGUUUCAGGUUUAUUCUGACCUGAGCCGACGAGAUGUAACGAGUUUAAUCUUCACAGUUCAAAGGUUGAGUUUGUUUUCUGCAUAUCUCACCCUCUGGAAACUCACCCUCUGGACAUCUCACCCUCUGCAUAUCUCACCCUCUGGACAUCUCACCCUCUGCAUAUCUCACCCUCUGCAUAUCUCACCCUCUGGACAUCUCACCCUCUGGAAACUCACCCUCUGCAUAUCUCACCCUCUGCAUAUCUCACCCUCUGCAUAUCUCACCCUCUGGACAUCUCACCCUCUGGACAUCUCACCCUCUGCAUAUCUCACCCUCUGCAUAUCUCACCCUCUGCAUAUCUCACCCUCUGGACAUCUCACCCUCUGGACAUCUCACCCUCUGGAAACUCACCCUCUGGACAUCUCACCCUCUGGAAACUCACCCUCUGGACAUCUCACCCUCUGGACAUCUCACCCUCUGCAUAUCUCACCCUCUGGACAUCUCACCCUCUGGACUUUUAUGAUGUUAGAGGGAAUAUUUAUUUUAUGUACUUUAGUUUCUAAUAAUUACCAAACUGUGUUUUUUAAGUUCAUCACAGAAUAAUUGUUUAAAAAGGGUAAAAACAAUAAAAGCACAACUUGAAGAA
Molecule: messenger RNA, 4886 nt
Organism: Cyclopterus lumpus (lumpfish)
Lineage: Eukaryota; Metazoa; Chordata; Actinopteri; Perciformes; Cyclopteridae
Gene: adam15
Product: ADAM metallopeptidase domain 15
Exons: 24
Coding region: 303-3056 (917 amino acids)
Biological process (GO): integrin-mediated signaling pathway; innate immune response; proteolysis
Molecular function (GO): integrin binding; metalloendopeptidase activity
Source: RefSeq, a predicted model, not a curated record